UAAGGGACACCUUCUGUACUCGACCGCCGCCGCGAGGAACCGCUCGCUGCCGUUGAACUGCGGCUCUCCUCGCCCCGCUCGAGGUGCGCCUUCAUUCGAUCGUACUGCCACAGACGGAGGGCUGUCCAAUCGCUGUAAAGAAGCAAAGCUAAAACUGUGCUAGCGCUUAAACGGUCACAGUUUGGAAACAUCACAUUUGCACGACUAUCGCUCACAUUUACUGCUUGCAGUCUUAUAUAACGGCCUCGAUAACGCGAACGUCUGCAGUUACUGCGCAAAUGUGAUGUUGGCGUAGUGGGGUGCUUUUUAUAUUAUGAGCUAUGUCUCCGCCCAUCCUCCGUUAGCCAAUCAGAUCUUAGCUGGGUUUAGCGCUUGUGAUUCCGGUGUCAUGGCGGCGCAGUAGUGGAGGGACAACAGGAAUAAAUGUAGUGAGGGUGUUAGUACUGUUGCAGUCGAAAUGUCAGUAACGGCGUUUAAAAGCUGGUUCUCGUAUCGAACGAGCUCAUGUGUAGUGCUGCCAUUUUGUAGGAGGUAUUGUAAGACUCAAGCGUCCAGGUCUCUGGAGCACCUGCGGUACUUUGAGUCCCUCAGGGAGCAGCGGGAAAGGCAAGGGACAGAGGUGAAGGCGCACGGGCUCAGCGUUUGGCUGCAGGAUGGCAGGACUUUGAAGGGGACGACUGGAGUCACUACGCCUCUUGCCAUUGCACAGAAAGCGCGGAUCAAAGGGGCAGUGGUUAGCAAAGUGAAUGGAGAACUCUGGGAGCUGGUGCGCCCUUUAGAGGCAGACUGUGAGCUGCACUUUCUUGGAUUUGACAGCACAGAGGGCAAGCAGGUGGUGUGGAGGUCUGGGGCUUGUGUCCUGGAGGGGGUGCUCGCAGGGCAUUAUGGUGCAGAGGUGUGCUGGGCCGGUACUUCUGACACUGGGUUCUACUGUGACUACCAGCUACAUGGGAGCCCCCUUUCUCUGGACGAGGUAGAGGAGAAGUGCAACCAAAUGGCCGCGCUCAGUCUGCCGUUCAGCAAAUUGCAGAUCAGUGCCCAGGAGUUGAAGGAGCUGUUAAAGGACAAUAAGCUGAGGCUACAGAUGACUGAAGGGCGUAUGACUGGUCCCUUAGUAACUGCGUACAGAUUUGGUGACACCGUGGGCUUCAGCAGUGGUCCUCUUCUUCCUCACUCAGGGUUUCUUCAGAGCUUCAAGAUGCUGCAGGUCUCACCAGUGGCUGUGAGUGACCUAGCCCCGGUUAGCGUAAUGCGAAUGCUGGGAGUGUCCUUCCCCGGCCUCAGGGAGCGCGAAGAGUGGGAGAAGGAGCAGGAGGAGGCCCGUCGCAAGGACCACAGACGCAUCGGCAAGGACCAGGAGCUGUUUUUCUUCAACGCUGUGAGUCCCGGCAGCUGCUUCUUCUUUCCAAAAGGAGCACACAUCUACAAUGUUCUCACAGAUUUCAUCAAGAGUGAGUACAAGAAGCGUGGCUUCAGUGAAGUCGUGACCCCUACGCUCUACAGCACGGCACUGUGGGAGCGCUCAGGACACUGGGAGCACUAUAGCGAGAACAUGUUCCUGGUGCAGUGUCACCCUCACACUUAUGCCCUCAAGCCUAUGAACUGCCCUGCCCACUGUGUGAUGUUUGAGCAGAGACCGCGCUCGUGGCGGGAGCUGCCCCUGCGAUGGGCUGACUUUGGAGCCCUCCACCGCAAUGAGCACUCGGGAGCACUCACCGGCCUUACCAGGGUCCGCCGCUUCUGCCAGGACGACGCCCACAUCUUUUGUACCUCCCAGCAGCUGGAGGAGGAGAUCACUUCCUGUCUGGAGUUUGUGCGCAGUGUGUACAAGGUGUUUGGGUUCUCUUUCCGCUGUUUGCUGUCCACGCGACCCACCCCCUUCCUGGGUGACCACUCCCUGUGGGAUAGCGCAGAGCAGCAACUGGAGAGAAGCCUGCAGCAGUUUGGAGAGCAGUGGGAGGUCAACGCAGGGGAUGGGGCAUUCUACGGGCCCAAGGUCGACAUCCAGAUCCGUGAUGCCACUGGUCGACAACACCAGUGUGCUACUAUCCAGCUGGACUUCCAGCUCCCAAUCAGAUUCAACCUUCAAUAUGUUGGUGCGGAUGGAGAGAUGUACAGACCAGUAAUGAUCCACAGAGCUGUAUUGGGAUCUGUGGAACGGAUGAUAGCUAUCCUGGCUGAGAACUUUGGAGGAAAAUGGCCCCUAUGGCUCUCCCCAGCUCAGAUAAUGGUGAUUCCUGUCUCUAAUCAGAUGGAGGACUAUGCACAACAGGUGGUGAGAAGGUUCAAGGAGAGUGACUUCAUGGUUGACGUAGACUUGGAUCAUGGCGCAACCUUAAAUAAGAAGAUACGUUCUGCACAGCUGGCACAGUACAACUACAUACUUGUGGUGGGAGAGAAGGAGCAGGCAAGCGAAACGGUGAGCGUGCGGACGAGGGGAGGAAAACAGCUGGGACAGAGGGGUGUCCAAGAGGUGCUCACAUCGCUCCAGGAGCUCAAAGCUACAAGGAGCAACGAAGAGAAUUUCUGAAAAAGGCACAACCUGUGAAAGACCUGCUUAACAUUAUGCCACAAUCAUCCCAAGGCUUACAUCGCCAUGUCACGCAUAGGUAGUCACGAGUGAGUGUACUCUGUCACCCACAGCAGUAACAUGCGUACAUAUGUACAUAUGAACGUGAAGUAUAGUUAAAGUUUGGAACGAUAUACUGCCCAAAUACUUGUAUUGUCAGGAUUGAGACACAGGUGACACUGCUGACACAAUCAUAACACAUUGAGAACACUGUUUCCAGCACUGACGGCUGUACCAGUAGCACUUGUGAUUGGCCUAUAAUGGUAUAGCACUGGUGCAGAGCAUUAUCCAGGUUAACAGUAAAAAAUUGUUGGGCCUAGUAGGCUUCGGUCAACUUCAGAUGAAGAUGGUAGCUAUUGACGCUGAUCACCUGUACUCCAACGUUUGCGCAGACCAAACUUGUACCUUGUAUUUGUACAAACUUACACAGCUGCUUAAUAUGACUCUGCAAUUUAAGUAAUGGCAAAAUUGUGACUAGUUACCCUGUGUUUAAUUUUUGCUUCUGUAUCU
Messenger RNA from Scleropages formosus (Asian bonytongue), 3079 nucleotides. It is a transcript of the gene tars2, whose product is annotated as threonyl-tRNA synthetase 2, mitochondrial. Gene Ontology annotation, molecular function: threonine-tRNA ligase activity; ATP binding. Gene Ontology annotation, cellular component: cytoplasm; mitochondrion. The transcript is spliced from 18 exons. The record is from RefSeq and is a predicted model, not a curated record. Lineage: Eukaryota; Metazoa; Chordata; Actinopteri; Osteoglossiformes; Osteoglossidae. Gene Ontology annotation, biological process: threonyl-tRNA aminoacylation. The coding region runs from base 458 to 2530 and encodes 690 amino acids.